GCGGCGUCCGCGGGAAACCCUGCUCGUCCGUCCCGCCUAGCCGCGGGAAUGGCCAACUAUGGGAGGCCGGUACUGCGGCCCUGGAUUCGAGAGCUGAUCCUGGGCUCAGAAACACUCUCAAGCCCACGACCCGGGCAGCUGCUCAAGGUACUUUGGGACUCAGAGACGCCGGGCCCAUCCAGUGCCCCCGACUCCCCUGACACCGGAGCCAUGCUGCUUGUAUCUGACGGGGUCUGCAGCGUCAGAUGUCUGGUGACGAGCGAGGCCCUGGACGCCUCAGACUGGGAGGAAAAGGAGUUCGGAUUCUGCGGGAAAGAGGGCCAGCUGCUGCUGUUGAAGGCCUGUGAGGUCCGCAUCCAGGUCGCUGAGGGCGACGUGCCUUCAGAGUUUUACCUCCAGGUGGACCGCUUCACCAUGCUGCCCACAGAUCAACCCCGUGUACAGGUGACAGAUUGCAACCAGGACUCAGAUGUACAGAAAAAGCUCUAUGACUGCCUUGAGGAUCACCUUUCAGAGUCCACUUCUUCCAGUGCAGUCCGAUGCCUGGUCCCGUUCCCAGGCCUAACACUGUCUCAGCUUCUGGAUGAAGUUCAAGAGGAACAGGAGCACCGGGGGGCGCUAGUACGCCUGGCUGAGAGCUGCCUGAUGUUGAAAGGCCCUUGCACAGCGCCCCCUCUCACCCAGUGGGCUGCCUCCUACUGCAAUGCAAUGGUAGAAGACAUGUACACUGUCUCUGGUUUAUUGCUGCACAUUUCUGACAAUGACCAACAAAUUCUGAGAUCUCUGGGUUCAAGCCGGAGGGCACAACAAGGAACCCCUACCUCACCCAGCCACAUGCCACUGGAGGAAAGUGGUGCCAGCAUCAGCCUUUUGCCUGCCCUGUCCUUGGUUACUCCAGAACUAGAGCAGGAAGACAGCUCCUCAUCCCCACCAGCCAACUGCUCAGCCUCUAAAAUCUUAACCCACAGCCCCCAACACCCCAGUUGUGUAUCCGCUUCUUGUACUCCCACAUUCUCACCCAUUGGCCAUGCCCCCAGUCAACACGGGGCCUCUGUUACCAAAGCCCAGAAGCUGGAGUUCAAAGAAGUAGAGUUGUCCCCCCAAAAUGGGCAGCGUCUUCCAAUGACCCCAGCCAAAGGCACCCAGGAGCCCUGCUCUGUCUGGGUGAGCAUUUACUCUGCAAUUGGAAGGGAGAUAGGGAGCCCCCAAAGAGACAUCGUGAUGGCUCUGCUUUCCAAUAUAAGUAUGAGCCACCCUGUGCCUCCCUCCGUGCCCAAGUCCAAGCUGCCAGGCUCCCUCCUCAGCUUGUGGCCUGGGCUUUGCAGUACUUGAUGGAACCACAGCCAGACACCGAGCUAACUCAGGUGUGAGAGCUCCUAC
Molecule: messenger RNA, 1380 nt
Organism: Dipodomys ordii (Ord's kangaroo rat)
Lineage: Eukaryota; Metazoa; Chordata; Mammalia; Rodentia; Heteromyidae
Gene: Acd
Product: adrenocortical dysplasia homolog (mouse)
Exons: 11
Coding region: 49-1332 (427 amino acids)
Biological process (GO): telomere capping; telomere maintenance via telomerase
Cellular component (GO): shelterin complex; telomerase holoenzyme complex; chromosome, telomeric region
Molecular function (GO): telomeric repeat DNA binding
Source: RefSeq, a predicted model, not a curated record